AUGGUUGGGAGAGAGAGAGCGAAUAGGGCUUAUCGCCGAGGGUUAGGUCAGAGAUUGAAGGAAGAUAGGAUAAACCAAUUACCUGAUCAUUUGAUCUGUCACAUACUUUCUCAUCUUCCUCCACAGGACAGUGUUAAGACAAGCGUUUUAACCAAAAGAUGGAGAAGCCUAUGGCACCUUGUUCUUAGUUUGGAAGUGGUAUGUUGGAACGACCGCGACUUCAAUGCCUUAAUGAGUUUUGGUGACAGCUUUUUUGAUUCCAAUAGGAUUUCGUACAUACACGACCUCAAGUUAACGAUUAACAAAAGUCCUAUUUGGGUAAAUGAAGCCUCGCAACUUACGUCAUGGAUUGAUGCUGCGGUUAAGCGUAAGAUGAAACAUCUAGAUCUUAAAUUCGAUGGAACGCUCCCCAUAAGCCUUUAUACAUGUGAGACAUUGGUAUCAUUAAAACUCUGUCUGGUGAAAUUGCCUAAAUCCGAGUUUGUUUCCUUACCUUGUUUGAAGACUAUGCAUUUGACAUCUGUUUGGAACCACAACGACGAAAAUAUUGAGAGACUUGUCUCAUCCUGCCCUGUUCUGGAGGAGUUAGAGAUUAAGGGACGUGUUUUGUAUGAUGCAACAGUCAUUCGGGUGCUCUCUAGGGCAUUGAAGAAAAUCAGUAUAGAAUCAAUGUUUUAUCUGUCUGAUUCUGGUUCAGGAAUUGUGAUUGAUGCUCCUCAACUACACUUUUUGAACAUUGGUGAUAACUUGCCAGAAAGCAUUAUGAUAACCAAUAUGGAUUCCAAUGCCAAGUUAGUUCUCCGCAUUCCUUCAUGGUGUGAAGCAAGUAAUCUUUCAUCACAAAGAAAUAGAUUACACAGUUUUCUCCCUCAGAUUUCAAAUGUCAAGGAUAUGAGUAUACAUCAAGAAACACUCCAGGUAUCUUAUGAUGAUUCUGCGGAGGGGAUCAUGAAUCAUUUCAGUUUUUUACCUCAGUGUUUGCUAUCGUCUCUCGGGUUUGUUGAUUUAAAAGUGCGAAUCUGGGGACUUGCUGCAGAAAUGGAGCUAGUAAGGCACUUUCUAGAAAAUUCGGCAAAUCUUAAAAAACUCGCUCUACCUUUGUAUUAUGAUGCGCUUCAGAUUCAAGAUGACUUCGUCAAGAAACUCCUCAAAAUCCCAACACUCUCUACCGAAUGUGAAGUCGUCUUUCUUUGA
This is a messenger RNA of Camelina sativa (false flax), 1194 nucleotides long. The record is from RefSeq and is a predicted model, not a curated record. NCBI's taxonomy places the organism in Eukaryota, Viridiplantae, Streptophyta, Magnoliopsida, Brassicales, Brassicaceae.